Messenger RNA from Cynocephalus volans (Philippine flying lemur), 2058 nucleotides. RefSeq names its product protocadherin beta-3. The coding region runs from base 16 to 2058 and encodes 680 amino acids. Gene Ontology annotation, biological process: homophilic cell-cell adhesion. The transcript has a single exon. The record is from RefSeq and is a predicted model, not a curated record. Gene Ontology annotation, molecular function: calcium ion binding. NCBI's taxonomy places the organism in Eukaryota, Metazoa, Chordata, Mammalia, Dermoptera, Cynocephalidae. Gene Ontology annotation, cellular component: plasma membrane.
CCCACAGAACCAUGUAUGCUGCACUUUCAGGUAUUACUGCAGAACCCUUUACAGUUUAUUACAAAUGAGCUACAGGUCAUAGAUGUAAAUGACCAUUCCCCGGUAUUCUUUGAAGAUAAAAUGCAGCUGAAAAUCGUAGAAAGCACCCUGCCAGGAACAGUAAUUCCUUUGGGAAGUGCUGAGGACUUGGAUGUGGGAAGAAAUAGUCUCCAAAACUACACGAUCGCUCCAAAUUCCCAUUUCCACGUACUGACACGCAGUCGUAGGGACGGAAGGAAGUACCCAGAGCUAGUGCUGGAUAAAGCGCUGGAUCGGGAGGAGCAGCCAGAACUGGGUUUAACGCUCACGGCAUUGGAUGGCGGCUCUCCACCACGGUCUGGGACAGCCCAGAUUCACAUCGUGGUCUUAGACAUAAACGACAACGCCCCAGAAUUUGCACAGUCGCUCUAUGAGGUUCAAAUUCUAGAGAACAGCCCCAUUAACUCUGCCAUUGUCACUGUCUCAGCUUCUGAUUUAGAUACAGGAAAUUUUGGGACAAUAUCAUACGCAUUUUUUCAUGCUUCUGAAGAAAUUAUCAAAACUUUUCAACUAAAUCCAAUUACUGGUGAAAUGCAACUAGUCAAAUAUUUGAAUUUUGAAGCAAUUAAUACUUAUGAAGUCGACAUCGAAGCCAAAGAUGGCGGAGGCCUUUCGGGAAAAUCUACAGUCAUAGUUCAGGUGGUUGACGUGAACGACAACCCACCAGAACUGACUUUGUCGUCAGUUAACAGCCCUAUCCCUGAGAACACUGGAGAGACUGUGGUGGCUGUCUUCAGUGUUUCUGAUCUGGACUCUGGAGACAAUGGAAAAGUGAUGUGUUCCAUCCAGAACGAUCUCCCCUUCCUCCUGAAACCAUCUGUAGAGAAUUUUUACACUCUAAUGUCAGAAGGAGCGCUGGACAGAGAAAGCCAAGCCGAGUACAACAUCACCAUCACCGUCACCGACUUGGGGACGCCCAGGCUCAAAACCGAGCACACCAUAACCGUGCAGGUGUCCGACGUCAACGACAACGCCCCUGCCUUCACACAAAGCUCCUACACCCUGUUCGUCCGCGAGAACAACAGCCCCGCCCUGCACAUCGGCAGCGUCAGCGCCACAGACAGAGACUCGGGCACCAACGCCCAGGUCACCUACUCGCUGCUGCCGACCCACGACCCGCACCUGGCCCUCGCCUCCCUGGUGUCCAUCAACGCGGACAGCGGACACCUGUUCGCCCUGCGGUCGCUGGACUACGAGGCCCUGCGGGCGUUCGAGUUCCGCGUGGGCGCGGCAGACAGAGGCUCCCCCGCGCUGAGCAGCGACGCGCUGGUGCGCGUGGUGCUGGUGGACGACAACGACAACGCGCCCUUCGUGCUGUACCCGCUGCAGAACGGCUCUGCGCCCUGCACCGAGCUGCUGCCCAGGCAGGCCGAGGCGGGCUCCCUGGUGACCAAGGUGGUGGCGGUGGACGGCGACUCGGGCCAGAACGCCUGGCUGUCGUACCAGCUGCUCAAGGCCACGGAGCCCGGGCUGUUCGGCGUGUGGGCGCACAACGGCGAGGUGCGCACGGCCCGGCUGCUGAGCGAGCGCGACGCGGCCAGGCACAGACUGCUGGUGCUGGUCAAGGACAAUGGCGAGCCGCCGCUGUCGGCCACCGUCACGCUGCACGUGCUGCUGGUGGACGGCUUCUCCCAGCCCUACCUGCCGCUGCCGGAAGCGGCGCGGGAGCGGGCGCAGGCCGACUCGCUCACCGUCUACUUGGUCAUCGCGCUGGCCUCGGUCACCUCGCUCUUCCUGUUCUCGGUGCUCCUGUUGGUGGCGGUGCGGCUGUGCAGGAGGCGCAGGGCGGCCUCGGAGGGUCGCUGCUCGGUGCCUGGGGGCCGCUUUCCGGGCCACCUGGUGGAUGUCAGCGGUACGGGGACCCUGUCCCAGAGCUACCAGUAUGAGGUGUGUCUGAUGGGAGGCUCAGGGACAAAUGAGUUCAAGUUCCUGAAGCCGAUUAUCCCCAAUGGUCUGAUUCAAAAUACUAAGCAGAACUAG